Molecule: messenger RNA, 1217 nt
Organism: Chiloscyllium plagiosum (whitespotted bambooshark)
Lineage: Eukaryota; Metazoa; Chordata; Chondrichthyes; Orectolobiformes; Hemiscylliidae
Source: RefSeq, a predicted model, not a curated record
AUGGAAAUAUUGGUGGAGCCACCUCCUUCAGGGCAAAAGUUGAAUGAAGAUGUGCUUGCAUGGUACUUAAAAACAUCAAAGUUAGCAUUGGCUUUAGCUGUAAUAAGUGAUACCCCUCCAGAGAAGAGCAGUAGAGAAUAUGCAGAGCACUUGGCCAAAACUUUGAGUGUGAAGGAGGUAGACUGGAAGGUAAAAGCUGAGACUUGGAAAGCUGAAGUGUUACAUCUACGCCAAGAAUUGUUUCUGAGUCGAAUGAAGUCUAUAGCAGGAACAAGCAAUGGAGCUGACUCUGCUUUUUGCCCAGAAUUUCCAACUCGAGGUGCUCUGGAAUCUAGGAAUGAAUCCACUCAUCUGGAAGAUUCAGGUUGUGAUAUAUCUAAUGGACAAGAGUCAGAUACUCAGGAUCUAUUAGCUAAUCAUAGCCUGGGAUACCAUGAUUCUUAUUCACUAACGAGUGAAAAAUCUAAGGUAUUAGUCAGUUCCGCAUUGUUGCAUCCCGAAUCAAAUUCUACCCGUAGAGACAAAUUAGAAGAGGAGGAGAAAAUGCUCAAUUUUCAAACCGAGUUUUUACAGAGUUUAAUAAGAAUUAGAAAAGUUGCAAUGGUCAGAAUGCCAUCAACGGAAGCAUUGAUUCUAGACAGUGACCAUUCAGUAGUGACAGAUUCAGUCUCGCUUCUUGCUAAGAAUUUGUUAGCUUUCUGUGUGGAAUCUAGAUCUCUUCUCCCAGAUUCUUUACUGAUGGAAACAACAUGGACUCUUGUGCACUUACUGCACGAUGGAAAAUUGCCAAAGAUAAUUCUUGUGCAAUGCAUUAAGAUAGUAGAGGAACUUGUGAAGGAUUUGGUGAAAGUCAUUUUGGAUAACACAAAAGUAAAUAGGGUAAGUACAUUUUGUGCAGUGUGUUACUCUUAUAUCUGCAUUUAUUCAACAAAUAACUGCAGCUUAACUAUUGUAUAUGGAUUUUCUCAUCAUUGUUUAAGAACUAGUGGAGCAGCCUAUAUCCAGAGACAUAAAUUUCACUAUAAAGAUUUUUGUAUACCUUUAAGUGGUGCUAUUUUGAUUAGUCUUUUUGAGAUGGAUUUGUGAUCCAUCAAAUACAAAAACUGAAACCGUAAGACCUGUAGGUAUUGAAUAUUAGAACUGUUGCUGCACAGUUCUUCUGUCUGAUGUUAUGUGGGAUUUAUGACCCAUUUACUUAAACAGUGUCAUUGUUUCCA